Molecule: messenger RNA, 339 nt
Organism: Funneliformis caledonium
Lineage: Eukaryota; Fungi; Glomeromycota; Glomeromycetes; Glomerales; Glomeraceae
Source: the annotation of a GenBank genome assembly
AUGUAUCAUUCUAAUUCAGUAAGAAAUAUUGAUAAUGAAGAAAAUAAUAAUGAUAAAAACAAUGAAAAUAAAAAUCAACAAGAUAAUAAAUCAAGUGAAGUGGAUUCCGAUUUAGAUAUAAUUGAAGAUAAUGAACAGGUAAUAAGAGGUGGAAAUUGGGAUACAAUUUUAACUACAUGGAAUAAGAUGUUAGAUGCAGAAGAAAAUGCGGAACGUCAAAUGGAAUAUGAAGAUAUGCUUGAAAAUAAUAUAAUUUUGAGAGAUAAUAAUGCAAAAUGGGAGUUGGGUAAAUUGUUUAGUGUUGAUUUAGAUCCUCCUAAAUACUGUGAAAAGCUUUAA